Molecule: messenger RNA, 2653 nt
Organism: Conger conger (European conger)
Lineage: Eukaryota; Metazoa; Chordata; Actinopteri; Anguilliformes; Congridae
Product: heterogeneous nuclear ribonucleoprotein L-like
Exons: 13
Coding region: 344-1969 (541 amino acids)
Biological process (GO): mRNA processing; regulation of RNA splicing
Cellular component (GO): nucleus
Molecular function (GO): mRNA binding
Source: RefSeq, a predicted model, not a curated record
CUGCAUGAGUGUCUUUGGCUCGCUUCCCCUGCUGUUAACGCACAGACACUUUAACCAACCAACGGUCAUAUAUUUAAGAAGCGAGCGAAGGUUGUCCAAUGGGGAAUCUCCGAGGUGGGCCGUAGCUGUCACCGCUGCAGUGUGAAUAGGGCCGGUACAGUUACGGUGGAGGCGGUCUGGAGGAUGACAUUCGGCGUUACCUUUUACAGCAAAUACAAAUGUAUACAGACUGACAGCACGCGGCUCUACAAAUCCUCGAAAAGUUCGCGCGCCUGGCAUGUCCGUGUGAAUUUAGCGGAUUUGCUGCUGCUGCUGUCUUUUUGCUGAUUUGCCUUCAAGGAGAAUGUCUCUCGUUGAGGAGUACGAGGAAGGGGAAUACGAGCGGACACCCAAGCGUAUGAAGACGGCGGAGCAGGAGGAGGACGAGGACCUGGAGGAAGGAGAGGAUUCCGACUCCGCAUCAGCGGGGCUGCUAGGAGAGCAGGAGCAUGGGGCUGCCCCGGAUUGCGAAACGAGGGCCCUCUGGUCAACAUCGAAAUACGGGUCAACACGAGAGGCCAAUGGGGGUGAGGCCCACAGGAUGAGCCCCUCCCCGGUGGUGCACGUGCGAGGGCUCUGUGAGGCUGUGGUGGAGGCUGACCUGGUGCAGGCUCUGGAGAGAUUCGGGACCAUCUGCUACGUGAUGAUGAUGCCAUUUAAGAGGCAGGCCCUGGUGGAGUUUGAGGACUUGGACGGUGCAGAUCGGUGUGUGUCGUGUGGUGCAAGUGAGGCUGUGUGCGUUGCUGGGCAGCAGGCCUUCUUCAACUACUCCACCAGCCAGAGAAUCACCCGCCCCACCCCCACCCAUGAGCCCCACAGCGGCAACAACGUCCUGCUGCUCUCCAUACAGAACCCGCUGUACCCCAUCACCACGGAUGUGCUGUACACUGUGUGUAACCCCAUGGGUAGUGUGCUACGCAUCGUCAUAUUCAAGCGCAAUGGGAUCCAGGCCAUGGUGGAGUUUGAGUCGGUACAGAACGCCCAGAACGCCAAAGCCGCCUUGAACGGGGCGGACAUUUACGCUGGGUGCUGCACUUUGAAAAUAGAAUACGCCCGGCCAACGCGCCUGAACGUGAUGAGAAAUGAUAAUGACAGCUGGGACUACACCAAGCCGCACCUGGCCAGACCAGAACGCGGGAAGGGGAGACACAGACAGGCGAUUCUGGGAGAUCACCCAUCCUCCUACAGUGAUAACGGCUACGGUCCACCCUGCCCUCUGCUGGCCCUCCCCAGUAACAACAGGUACAGGAUGAGCUCGCAGGACCCCCUGCCCCCCCCAGCCCCCGUCUACACCCCCCCCUCCAGCUCAGUUGCCAUGGUGAGCAGCCUGCACCCCCAGAUGAACUGCACCCGCGUCUUCAACCUCUUCUGUCUCUACGGCAAUAUCGAGAAGGUGAAGUUCAUGAAGAGCGUUCCGGGCACCGCCCUGGUGGAGAUGGGGGAGGAGUAUGCAGUGGACCGAGCCAUCACUCACAUCAACGGCAUCACGCUAUUUGGCAAGAGGCUCAGUGUGUGCGUGUCCAGGCAGCGUGCGGUGAUCCCCAGCCAGGUGUUCCAGCUGGAGGACGGCUCCAGCAGCUACAAGGACUUCACCAUGACACGCAACAACCGCUUCAGCUGCGCGGGCCAGGCCUCUAAAAACAUCAUCCAGCCCCCGUCCUGCGUGCUGCACUUCUACAACGUCCCGCCCUGCGUCAGCCAGGACCAGCUGCAGAGGCUUUGUACAGACCAUGAUGUUCCUGGUUUCAUCAAGUUCAAGGUGUUUGAUGCAAAACCCUCCAGUAAAACCAUCUCAGGGCUCUUAGAGUUUGACACCAAGACUCAGGCUGUGGAGGUGCUGACCGUGCUGAACCACUUCCAGAUCCGAAUACCCAAUGGAUCUAACCCCUACACCCUGAAGCUGUGCUUCUCCACCUCCUCUCACCUGUGAGCCAGCAGCCCGGCAGGAGGAGCUGCUCUGCCUGAGAGGAGGAAGAGGAAGAGGAGCACACGAUGAAGAUUCCUUACUCAUCCCUACCCAAUGAAUGCAUGCACGCACACAUGCACGCACACACACAUGCAUCCACACACACAUCACACACAUACACACUUACAUACAGACACAUACACACAUGCACACACAUCACACGCAUGCACACACGCACACACGCACACAUGCAUCCACACACACACACACAUCACACACACAUGCAUCCACACACACACUCACACAUACACACACAUGCACACUGACACAUACACACACAUCACACACAUCUGCAUCCACAGCUCUGUAGUGGUAUCCACACACUGUAGCGUAGCUGAAUCCAAUGGGUAUGGGAGCCUGGGCAACUUCUCUAAAUCCAACAAAGUGUUAAUAGCUUGUAAAAUGUAGAGCACGUUGUAAUAUAUAAAUGUGUAUAGUAUUUGAAAUUGGGUUUGGGUGGGGUGGGUUAGGAAUGCUGGUAUAUGAUUUAAGACCUGGUGUCUAUGAGGAUUUCACAUGAAGGUGCACACAUUGUGUAGAUGUUACAGGAAGGUGCAUACGUUGUGCAGAUGUCAUGGUACCCCUGUGCUUACUGCCAUGUCUGGGGUCGGCUGGGUGAAUGACGGUCAUUAAAAUGUUUUGUCAGUU